CGUCAUAUAUGUGAGAAUUUCCGGGUUGCACAUCUACAUUGUGUGUAAAUCGAAAGUUUUCACGCGUAUCCUUUUAGGUCAUGUCGUUGACAAUCAUUUGUCUUUUUAAGGAUGGCUAUACAUAUUUUUAUACUGAGUCAUAGUUGUUCACGUCCCGUAUGCCCCCCGCUAUUAAUUUGAGCGUCAAUUGUUGAUCGUAGCCUGCAUAUACUAGCUUUAACGGUCAUGUAACUGCUCAAUUAGUUUCAAACUUAUUGCGCUCUGCUAAUUAGCGCUGAAACUUCGCAUUUUCUGGUCCAAGUAUUGUUUUAAUGAGCUCUGCUUUGUUUAAAACGUCAAGCAGCUGAAUGACAACUAAAACAAUAUGGCGUCCAGAGACGAGAGAGAAGGACCGGUCUAUUAUCGGGAAAUACAAAAGAAUGCAUAUCUUAAACGGAUACCGAAUGACACUGGGAGCAGUAAACUUAGACCCUUAAGUAGUAAGAAAACAGUGCCUUUGAAACCAAUGUGGACCCAGCUAUGUGUGCAUAACGGCAGAACUCCUUAUUUAGAACAAUAUCCUGAAGCUAGCUGUCCGGCUACUAUGACCCAUGCACCGGUAUGGCGAGCGUGUUUAAGUGGCGCUCGUCACGUGACUGCCAGUGUGACACCCCGCGCCGGUGAUCAGUAUGAUUUCCUAGUGGAUACCGAUAGUGGGGCCGUGAGAAUGCUCGCGCCUGAUUGGGAAUCAAUGCAAGACUGGGUGACCACCCUCCGCAAUACACUCCACGAACUAAAAAUCCUAAGUCCCGGCGAGAACGUGUACUGUGCAGCCCCAGCUCCGCCCCCAGUGCCGGCCCCCCGCGCCGCCGCCAGAGACCCCACCUCCCCGCUGCCCCCCACACCGCCCACACCGCCUCACAGAGUACCCGGCAUAGAAAUAACUACAAGACCAGCACCUGAGGCUUCUCGAAACGAACCUACUCGCGUCGAACCAACCAGAAACGAACCCACGCGAGUCGAACCCAACCGGAUCGAACCCAAUCGAGUUGAACCAACUAGAAACGAACCCUGCCGGAUCGACGCCCCUCGAAUAGAACCACGCAUCGAACCAACCAGAAUAGAACCCAAUCGAAACGAACCCAACCGGAUCGAACCCACAGAACUUCCCCAGAAUUCUGACCAAGAAAAUAUAGACAUUUCUAAUUGGGAUUCUCCAUUUUCUUCCCUACCUAGUACGAGUCAAGCUAAAGUGGAACCGAGAAGUUUAGCAAAGAUAUGUGGGCAAAAUAUAUGUUUGGAUGACUCGAUUUUUAAAAGGAAAAGUGUUACGGAUAGCGAUGAAGAAUUUUUCAAAGAGAUUGACAGACUUUGUGAUGAAGAAGAAAGUGAGUUUAGACAGACGGUUCUGGUUAGUAAUGGGGAGAAAGAUGGCGUUGUUGAUAGUGGCAGUAAUCACCCAGCAACAAACAUUACAGUGAUACAAGUUUCAAAUAAGGAACCUCCGCACACAGCUAUACCCGUAAUGGGACCGGAAACGGAUGUUUUCGACUUCGAAUUCAAGCAAAAAUUAACAAUAACCGACCCCCCAAAUCCGAAUUUCGUUAAUAUAGUAAAUACAGAACAAAAUGAGUACGGAACGACAUUUUCAAAAAACGACUCAGAUUAUGGACAUUUAAGCCUAACUACAACUGUUAAUUUAACAGGCGCAAACGACUCAGAAUUUCCGACUUUUCCGACUCAGUCGACUUUUCCGACUCCGAAGUCGGAAGAAUUGUACGAAAGAUUGUGUAUGGCGUCCACUUCGAAUUCUAAACCGUCGCCUUUGCCUGUUAAAAAGUUGAAGAGUGUCGAAAAAAGUCGGAAAUCUUCGCUACCGAAUUUAGAAGUCGGAGAUUCAACUUAUGAAUAUUUGUUUUUAAGUAAUAAUAAUGCUAAUACAGUUAGUGUUAACCCUGAAGUUAAUUGCAACGGUGAUUCAAGUAGGGUUCAAGUUAGCUCUGUAACAAAUGAACCUAUUAACCGGUUAAGAUCGGUAGAACGGUCUAGGAGUCAAAAUGCGUAUGAUAGCAAUGUUAGACCGAGGGAGAUUGCUCCUAGAAGAAUACAGAAUUCUAGUCCGAAAAGAGAAAUUAAGAUUGAAAAUUCAGAACAGAGUAAUAUUCAAAAUAAGCCGAUUUGGAAGCGAGGGUUGACCGAGCUAUCUUUGCUGACUAGACUCAAAUCUAUUGGAUUGAAGAAAGAAAGUCCUACUCGACAGGAUGAUCAGGAAAGGAGUUCAUCAAAUGUCAGUUCUCCAGUGAAAGUGGUGCAUAGAUCUAGACCGGAAGUUAGGGUAGACUCAACUAGAAGAAGAAGUAGCUCUCUUAGCAAUGCACCAGAUACGUGGCAACACUACACCGGCCCGCCACACACUGACGCCCGCCUCACGCCGCUCCGCGCGCGACAAGUGUGCGCGUUCCGCGCGGAGCAGCGGCGCGGAGCCGCGUUGCCCGCCGCCGUCUCCGCUAGCACGCGGCCCGUGUUCGUUGACUAUGUUAAUCAAGUGUGGAUAGCAUGGUGGGGUGCUUGGGGCUGCCGCUGGUCGGGGCGGGCGGGUGACCGCGUGGCGGCCGUGGCCGGCAGGGCUCCGAGAGACGCCGCACAUGCUACCAGAGUUAUUACUACUGCUAGUGGACAUACGGUGGAUAUAUUAUUUCAUCGUGUACCGCUUGGCAAAAUGUACGUCAUCAACAAGAGGGACCAAGAACCUUUAGGUUUACGACUAGACAACGAGUGCAAUAUAACGCAAGCAACGCCAGGCGGUGCGUGCAGCCGCGCGGGUGUACCGCCGCCCGGAGCGUGGGCCGUCACCGAGAUCAAUAACAGACCUGUUAAUUUGAUUAGCGGUGGAGAGGACGAUAUGAAUCGACUUAGCAGACAUGGUACUGAAGUGUCGAUACUAAUACAACCAUCAGCUUUUGUGAAAAAACUACGUUCGGCACUCAAAGCAAAUAAGAGCUUAAUAGGCAUGAGAUAAAAUCUAAUAUUCAAUAAUCUCAAAAUUACUCGAACCUAGAGGCUUUUUGCUCGAAAUAUCAUCUACCUAGCCUUUUCCCAACUAUGUUGGGGUCGGCUUCCAGUCUAACCGGAUGUAGCUGAGUACCAGUGUGCCACAAGGAGCGACUGCCCUAUCUGAUCCCCUCAACCCAGUUACCCGGGCAACCUAAUUUGUCUUGGUAAGACUGGUUUUGCUCGAAAUAAUAAUAAUACAUAGUUCGAAAUAUUGUUAGAAUUGUUUCUGAAAAUUUGCUGUCUUUAUCGCACAAAUAUCAAAUUAUAUAAAUUAAUCUGAAAUAAUAAUAUACAUAUGUUGAUCUGUACUUUUCUCGUAAAAUAGUCUUUUCUUAGGUAACAUGCGAAUAUUAUAAUCAUCGGCAAGGAUAUUGAGCCCUGACCUUCACCUGCAGAAGUGAUUUAUUGGUUUAUUGCCUUGUGUACAGUGCGCAAAGCGAUCCCCACUCUUCCGUCGAGAGCUCUUUAUCCGUGCCGUUAACUAUACAUAUUUUUAUUAUAUCUCAUCCUACUCUACCUACGAAAUUUAUUUUUACUUGGGAAAUUUGUACGAUUUAAAACAUAGCUAUAACCAGCCCUUUACUAACUAUAUUUGAAAUUUACGAUUUGACAGUGUAUUGGUUAUCGUUAUAGUUAAAUGGUGCAACCCACUCUUAUUUAUGUAUUUGUUAUAGUGAAUACCAUAGAAUUAUAAAUCCGAUAGAUAAAUUAGCAAUGCGUGACAGAUAACUAUAUAGUAUGUAGUUUUUGUCCAAAACACAGGCACUUUAAAGGCCUGUAUUAGCCCGGGAUAUUUUGAAAAAGGCUUUUAAUGUUCUAUGAUCAAAAUCAAAAAAAUACACAAAUACCGAUUUUUAAUUCAAAGAAGCAAGCAAGCGUAUAUUUGCUCGCAAAUGAAAAAGUAUCUCAACUGAUAUAUUUUUUUUGGCUUCACUGGAUUGCCCAUUUAUCUACUAUUCUAUAAAUAUAGCGCCAACAGAAAUAAACGUCUUUUUGCACAGAAAUGCAAAAAUAUUUGUGAUAACAAAAACUGUAACUUUUGACAUCCAUUUUGACUGACGGCUAUGGCCUGUUAGAAUAUAAUAAGGGAUCAAUUUUUGUAUAAACACACAUAUAAAUAUUUUUUCUAUGUAAGUAGUUUUGUAGAGUUCACAUCAAAAAACGAUGCCGUUGUGAAAUUAGUUUUUAUCUUCUUUUUUUUUUAGCGACGUCAAAAAUCAUCAAAUGACCUCUCCCGCUGUGGGUUAGCAGCGGUGAGGGAGUGUCAGACUCUUACUGACUAAACACCGUCGUGUUCCGUCGUAGGCCUAUUAUGUACCAGCGCCGCGGCAACUCGCGCGAACAAUCGCGCAGCCCCGGCAGAGUUAGCUUCUAUCUGCACUAAUAUUAUAAAAAGGGAUCAUUUUUUUGUUUGUUUGUAUGUACCGUAAAGGUUCCGAAACUAGGGAACCGAUUAGAAAAUUCUUUCACUGUUGGAAAGCUACACUCUUCCCGAGUAACAUAGGCUAUAUUUUAUCUCGGUAUGGGCAGUAGUUCCCACGGAAAACGGGCGACACCGCGGGAAUAUAAUAGUGCGUAUAUGGCUAACUUCACAACGGCAAAGUUAUUUAAUGAUUAGUGAUAGAUAACUUUUAGUCGCUUUUUUUAAUAUUUACAUUUUUACACUUUGACUAUACAGAUUUUGAUAGAACUUUUUUGACCAGUUGAUAAUAAGUAUAAACGUUUGGAUGUUUAUUUUCUUAUAAAUUAAGGUUCGUGUUCAUAUUAUUUUUCUGAUUAAAAUAAGACUUAUUUUAUCUUUAAAAAAUCUCAAAAAAUGUAACCACUUGUUAAGUAAUCAUCUGCUUUGACCAACUAUAUUGGGGUCGGCUUCCAGUCUAACCGUGUGCAGCUGAGUACCAGUGUGCCACAUGGAGCGACUGCCUAUCUGACCUCCUCAACCCAGUUACCCGGGCAACCCGAUACUCCUUGGUAAGACUGGUUGUCAUAUUUACUGGCUUCUAUAAAUAUUUUUUCCCGUUUAUAAUAUUCAUACAUAUAUUUCAAGUACAUGUAUAGUUUAUUUUUUGUAGUACCUAAACAUUAAUAAAAUUUUGUAAAUUAUGUAAUAUAAUUUGAUUCGAGUAAAUAAAAAAAGCAAUGUUUAAUGUGAUAACUUGUAUAUACAUAUAUUAAUAUAGGUAUUUUAUAUGAUCUUUUUAUAGUGUAAUUUAAUUAAUUAUUUUAAAUCUUAUCCGUAUUUAACCAAAUUUAUUUAAUUUUCAGAAUUCAAUUAUCUAUAUGGUUAUCGGCACGAAUCUUGAGCUCUGACCUACAUCUGUGCAGAGGUGAUUUAUUAGCAAAGAACCAAUCCCGAGUGACGGCUAUGACGCGAUGCACUGCGGGCCAAUCACCGCUUUAGCCCGCCCCUGCGCCACACUUCAUACCACAAAAGUGACCCAAUAAAUUACUUCUGCGCAGAUGUAGGUCAGAGCUCAAGAUUCGUGCCGAUAACUAUACCAGUUUUUCAGUACUCAUAUUUGUAUUGUAACUGUUUGUAUGUCGUUAAUUGUAAAUCAAUAGAAAAACAA
This is a messenger RNA of Helicoverpa armigera (cotton bollworm), 5603 nucleotides long. Its product is annotated as WASH complex subunit 2. NCBI's taxonomy places the organism in Eukaryota, Metazoa, Arthropoda, Insecta, Lepidoptera, Noctuidae. The record is from RefSeq and is a predicted model, not a curated record. The transcript is spliced from 14 exons. The coding region runs from base 365 to 2998 and encodes 877 amino acids.